Messenger RNA from Colletotrichum graminicola M1.001, 3648 nucleotides. RefSeq names its product ATPase. The transcript has 2 exons. Gene Ontology annotation, biological process: protein import into peroxisome matrix. Gene Ontology annotation, molecular function: ATP hydrolysis activity; ATP binding. The coding region runs from base 1 to 3648 and encodes 1215 amino acids. NCBI's taxonomy places the organism in Eukaryota, Fungi, Ascomycota, Sordariomycetes, Glomerellales, Glomerellaceae. The record is from RefSeq and is a predicted model, not a curated record. Gene Ontology annotation, cellular component: peroxisomal membrane; cytosol; peroxisome.
AUGGCUUCUAGGCGCAAUGCGCAGUCGACUCCGGCGGAGAUCUCUCUCGCUCAUCUCAAAAACUGCCUGGUCAAUCUCCCCGCAUCCUUAGUUUCGCUCCUCGUCAACCUCAACACUCCAGCGCAAAAUGUCGUCGUCGAACUCAGCUAUCGCCCUUCCACGAGCGUAUCCGGAUCUGGCACAUCCCAACAACGGUCCAUCUUUGUCGGAUGGACAGGUAUGCCAAGCAAGCGCAAAGUUGCACCCAUAGUCGGACGCGAAGGCAUCAACGGUGGGAGGGGCGGCACUUCUUCACGCGAUCAAGAAUUUGCUCAAGUCGAGCUCGACGCGACGCUGGCUAAUACAUUGGGUCUUACGGAUGGACAAAAGAUCACAGCCUCAAUACACGUCGACCCGCCCGUCGCGCAUACAAUCAACAUUGAGCCGCUUACGCCGGAAGACUGGGAGAUGAUUGAACUACACGCCACCUUCCUCGAACUCAAUCUCUUAUCUCAGGUACGAGCGUUGCCGAAUCCUGCUUUCACCUCGAGCUCGGGCUCGCUGGUUCCUCCUCACGCCUUAACGUUACACCUCUCGCCGACAUCGACAGCUAACGUUCGGGUUGUCUCCCUCGACCCUGCACCGGCGGCCGAUGUCCCUUUCGUCAAGAUCUCUCCUGAUGCUGAGGUCAUUGUUGCACCCAAAGUUCGGGCCAAGACGUCGCAUUCUUUGGGAGAGAACCGUAGUGUAGCAAGCACUUCCAAGUCCAAACGCAGCAGCGCUAGUACAGUCCGGCGACGAAGUGCGCGCGAGGAGCGCAAGCCUGCCUUGUGUCUGCGCGGAGUCGCUUACUCAGCUUGCACAGAGUGGUUCGAUGAGGACUUAACUACUCAUGAUUUUAGCGUCUGGGUGGACCGCGAUAUUUUGUAUACCAAAGACUUCAGGGGCGUCAACUACGUGUCGGUAAAUAUCUUGCGACCUGCACAACAAACAAGCUCCACGCAGAAGCCCCAGCAAGAUGUUGAACAGUCAGUCAGCACGUCCAAGGUAGCCACAAAGGUCGUUGCCAAUCUAAAGGCUUGGGACGACCCCCCGGAUAGCAAAACGAUAGCAAUCUCACCAGCACUGUGUUCAACACUAGGAUUCACGGCAUCUGUUGGCGGUGUUGUAAAGAUCGAGCCAGCGCCCCAGCAAUGGCCUUUGGAUGCGGUGCAAAAGUUGAUCAUCCAACCGUUUGCCGCCUCGAAGAAGUCGUCUGGGGGUUUGAAGUUUGGCGGUGAAUCCAAGGCCGGGAAGGAAGAGGCUUCGAAACAAUUCAAGCAAAUAUACGGUGGUCGCAAAGAUUCUUCCUCUCUUCUCACCGGGCCCCUGACAGAUGGCUCGGUGCUUGGGACUUUUGAAGGUUUGGAGGCUCCUCAGGGUUGGGAGGGAGGUAUCAUCAAAUUUGACCCACCAGCCAUCAACAGCGACCCCCUGAGAUCAUCGACUAGGUGGGUAUUGGGACUGAGCGAGAAGGUUCCCGUCGAUAUCCGAGAUCCAGUUCCACGACCAUCGUUCUUGAACGACGACGGUAUUGCCGAGCUUCAACCACACUACGAGAGUCGGCUCGUCGGCAUUGACAAAUUGCUGCAAGAUCUUCGAAGCCAUCUUUCGCACCUUUCUUCAGCCCUCCUUACUGGUGCGCUGGGCUCUGGCAAGACUGCUGUUGCACGGUCUUUAGCUCAUGAGCUCGGGAAAGACCUACUCUUCCAUACUACUUACUUCCCAUGCCGGAAACUAGUGAACGACGAAACACGAAUCGCAACUAUAAAGGAUACUUUGAACCAAGUAUUUAUGUCAGCAAGUUGGGGCGCCAGGUUGGGAGGGAAGGCGCUUGUGGUUUUGGAUGAUCUGGAUAAAUUGUGUCCCGUGGAAACGGAAUUGCAAGUCGGCAACGAUAAUGGAAGAAGUCGCCAAAUCAGUGAAAUCGUCGGGUCUAUUGUCCGCCAAUACUGCCAGGUCGAGACAGGUGUUGUUUUGCUGGCGACCGCAGAAGGCAAAGACUCUCUUAAUAAUGUCAUUAUCGGAGGACAUGUAGUCCGUGAGAUUGUGGAUCUGAAGGCACCAAACAAAGAAGCAAGACGCAAGGUUAUGGAGAGCAUUGUCGGACAAGGCGCCGUUGUUCCUGGGGAUUUGCCACAGGCAUCUCGGAAUGGCAGUCGUCCUACUACAGCUGACAGAAGCGCUGCAGGAGAGGACAGCGCAUGGAUGGAUGCCGGCAGUCAAGGCAGCCAAGAAAACCGCACUUCUGUCACUGGCGGAUUCGUCCUGGAUCCAGAUUUGGAUUUCCUCGAUAUUGCUGGCCUUACGGAUGGCUAUAUGCCGGGCGAUAUCAGCCUCCUAGUGGCAAGGGCGCGGAACGAAGCUAUCAUUAGGUCGGUGAAUAGUGCUUCCGCCGAAAGUAGCGGUGCAGUACACUUCAGCCGCGUAGAUUUCGACAACGCUCUCAAGGGCUUCACGCCGGCCUCCCUGAGGAAUGUUUCCUUGCAGCACUCGACCACCACGUUUAGCUCUAUCGGCGGCCUGCAGGAAACUCGCAAAGUUCUUUUGGAGACUCUGCAGUACCCAACCAAGUACGCACCUAUUUUUGAGCAAUGUCCGCUCCGACUGCGUUCUGGGCUGUUACUAUACGGUUAUCCCGGCUGCGGCAAGACGUUGCUGGCAAGUGCUGUUGCUGGAGAAUGCGGGCUCAACUUUAUCAGCGUCAAGGGACCUGAAAUCCUCAACAAGUACAUUGGCGCAUCGGAAAAGAGUGUACGCGACCUCUUCGAGCGCGCGUCUGCUGCGAAGCCUUGCGUUCUUUUCUUCGACGAAUUUGACUCUAUCGCUCCCAAGCGUGGGCAUGACUCCACCGGUGUCACGGACAGAGUUGUGAACCAGUUGCUUACGCAGAUGGAUGGCGCGGAAGGUCUUUCGGGAGUAUACGUGCUUGCGGCGACGUCUCGUCCAGACCUGAUCGAUCCUGCUUUGCUUCGUCCUGGACGUUUGGACAAGUCUCUGCUUUGCGACAUGCCUAUGUUGGAAGAUCGUAUCGACAUUCUGAAAUCGCUUUCUAGCAAGGUCAAGCUCGGCGAGGAGCUGACCGAGUCCGAUGACGCAUGGACCGAUAUUGCCCAGAAGACUGAGGGGUUUUCUGGAGCGGACCUUCAAGCUCUCGUGUCCAAUUCACAACUGGAGGCGAUCCAUGACGUCUUGGGCGAUGCCAACCAUGCCUCCACGGCGAAUGGCAAGGUCAAUGGGAAAUCCUCUCCGUCUCAAGGCUCCGUUCCCAGCUUUGUGCAGUUCCGUUACGGCCAACACUCUACGCCGGCCAGUAAGCCCAUCAGCCGACAGGCAGAGCUAGUCGAGAAUGCAGCCAUCCUCGCCAAACUAGAGAGCAUCAGGCUGGCUCGAAAGAGGGUGAAGCAUUCUCAGCGCCCCGACGGGGAAGCCAAGCUGGAGAACGACAAAGAGGUUGUUGUGAAACUGGAGCAUGUGAUGAAGGCACUCGACAAUACGAGGUCCAGUAUUAGCGCACAGGAACGGGCGAGACUGCGCAGGAUUUAUCACGAAUUCGUUGUAGGUCGAAGUGGUGAGAUGAAGGAUGGCCAAGGCAGCAUGGAAAUUGGAGGGCGAAGCAGUCUCAUGUGA